Messenger RNA from Zalophus californianus (California sea lion), 6486 nucleotides. RefSeq names its product proteasome 26S subunit, non-ATPase 10 (gene PSMD10). Gene Ontology annotation, molecular function: protein binding. The transcript has 5 exons. NCBI's taxonomy places the organism in Eukaryota, Metazoa, Chordata, Mammalia, Carnivora, Otariidae. The coding region runs from base 45 to 725 and encodes 226 amino acids. The record is from RefSeq and is a predicted model, not a curated record.
AGGCGGUCGUGGGUCGCGCUUCACGGUGAUCCUGGGAAAGAGACAUGGAGGGGUGUGUGUCUAACCUAAUGGUCUGCAACCUGGCCUACAGCGGGAAGCUGGAGGAGUUGAAGGAGAGGAUCCUGGCCGAUAAAUCCCUGGCUACUAGGACUGACCAGGACAGCAGAACUGCGUUGCACUGGGCGUGCUCAGCCGGACAUACAGAAAUUGUGGAAUUCUUGCUGCAACUUGGAGUGCCAGUGAAUGAUAAAGAUGAUGCAGGUUGGUCUCCUCUUCAUAUUGCUGCUUCUGCCGGCCGGGAUGAGAUCGUAAAAGCCCUUCUGGGUAAAGGUGCUCAAGUGAAUGCCGUCAACCAAAAUGGCUGUACCCCCCUACAUUACGCAGCCUCCAAAAACAGGCACGAGAUCGCUGUCAUGUUACUGGAAGGCGGGGCUAAUCCAGAUGCUAAGGACCAUUAUGAGGCCACAGCAAUGCACCGGGCGGCAGCCAAGGGUAACUUGAAGAUGAUUCAUAUCCUUCUGUACUACAAAGCAUCCACAAAUAUCCAAGACACUGAGGGUAACACUCCUCUACACUUAGCCUGUGACGAGGAGAGAGUGGAAGAAGCGAAACUGCUGGUGUCCCAAGGAGCAAGCAUUUACAUUGAGAAUAAAGAAGAAAAGACACCCCUGCAAGUGGCCAGAGGUGGUUUGGGUUUAAUACUCAAGAGAAUGGUGGAAGGUUAAGCAGCUUGGAUGUAUUCUUCCUGUGUAUGUUUCUGUGGUUGUCCCCGGUAUCCUGGAAACUCAUGUCCUUGUGCACAAUCCAUCGUCCACGAACAAUGAAGUGUUUUCGUCUUCAAAGUCUUAGAAACGUGUCGAAUAUUGUUCCUGCUGAGGUCUUUGUCAUAAGCUUAUAACUAGCUUGCCAGGCAUUGAAUAACUGUUGAGAUUGUUCUACUCUUGUUGUAUAUUAUGCCGUACCGAAUUUGGGUUAAUUUUGAGUUAGUGGGUUCUGUGGCUUUGGUGCAUCUUUAGCACCCUCCCCUCUGAGGCACAACAACCCCAAUAGCACCAGGCUGUUUGUCACGUGUUUCUAAGUAGGUUCUUGAAUGUUCCACUGUCCAGUUGAAACACAUCCUAACUUGUCUCUCAAGCUCACUCAGAGGCCUAUACCGAAAAUUUCUGUUUUUUCAACAAUACGCUUCGAUCUUUUUGUUUUGGGAGGAAUACGUAUAUAUUUUAAAGGACCAAAUUUUCAGUUGGAGGCCAUGCUAUCCAAGUUCAGAAUUCCUAAACACUAAAAUAAUGAAAAAUAAGAGCCUGUGUACCCAUGUGUCUUUUUAAUGAGCUCUUUCCCUCCAAAAUAAAAUGUAUUGUUUUUAAAACAGAAGUUUUAAAGUACCUACAUUAAGUCAUCCUGUAUUGGGAAGAAAUGUCAAACUUGUUAAUGUGAUAUGUAACAAAAAUGUAUUUUGAUUUGUAUUUCAGAAACAAAAAAUAAAAUGUUGCGAGAAUCUCCCAGUUUCCCUUUCAAAUCGGUUAGACACCCCAUGUAGUAAGCCUUAAAAUCCUUCAUAAAGACAUUUCUCAGUUUUGCUAGCUCUAACGUCAAUAAAAUUAGCGAAGCUUGAGCUGCAGCUAAAAUCUUUAAAAAUAGUAAUCUUCUGAAUUGCUAAUUAAAUGUGAGCAAAGAAAAUAAGUGUAACCUUGAUCUCAAUUUAGGGAAACAACGUAAAUGAUUGCUAUUGUCAUAAAAUCUAAUGAACUCCAAGUGACUCUUCAAAUUAUUUUUUUAAUUUGAAUCUCCUGCUGCAAAUAUUGCUUAAAAUAAGUGAUCCUAGUGAGCCCACAAACUUGCAUUAAUUGUGGGUCAGAGACUUAAUCGCCAGUAGCUGAAAUGAGUUCUGUAAACACGAAUGGUGUCCUGUCGUUGAUAAUGUAAAACCUUUACAUAAAUAUUUUGAGUGCCGAUCUUUACAAAUGUUAAUCAGGGAAGCAUCUUCUUAUGCAACUAAACGUUUGUUUAUUGAAUGCCAGGGAUAGAAUUGAUGACAGGGGAAAUAAUUUCUUUCCAGUGGUUUUUAGCAGUGAACAGAGUAAAGUCGUAUCUCAUCUAAUCGGGCCUGUUAGGUCUGAAGGCAUUUACUCUUCAUAAAGUAAGACAUUUCAUAAACUCAGACAUUUCUUGUCUGAGGUAAUCGGCUUUUUGGGUGUGAAAGAAAACUGAUCUUAGUUCUUUAAUAAGAAACAGAUGAAACCGAGCCUCAGUUAAUUUGUAGGCUACUGGCAUUUUAUAAAUAUCAACUAUAUAUUAUAAGGAUAUUAAUGGCCCUGGAUACUGAUCAGAUUGUUAUCUGUUCAUAUAGGAAACCCAGUAGAGAUGAAGGUGAUUCAAGGUCAGCAGGUUUUAUAGUUGCUUCCAAAUGACCUCAAGAAAGAUGAGAAUUUCAGUUGUAAAGCUUAACUGAAUAUAAGCUGAAAGAUGCAGGUAAAUAGGAACAGUGGGGAAAAAAAGUGUAAGUAUCUCUUGGAGGGAAUCCACAGUUUGAGGGAGUUUCUGUGAUACUCAGGGUAAAUCAGCGUCUUACUUCAUAAUCUUUGACUUAGCAGUUUAACUGAAUGACCCCUGUGUUCUGAUUUCCCCAUUUCUUAACUGUGUCAGCUACAGUGAGGUCAUGACAUGGCUCUGUCUGCUGCUCUUUCCAUACCGUGUCACGCUGUCGAGCCCCCAGGUCAGUCUGCCGGCAAGUGUGAUACGGUGUGGGGGCUCUUUACUUUGGGUUCUAUGGCUCCAGCGUCACAGUUCUGACUGCCUGAAAUUGCAGACAUCUGUAUGUCUAUUUUUCCGGGAAAAGCGUUCUUUCUGUAGCUUUUACCAGAUUCUCAGAGGGAUCUGUGACUCCCCAAAAGGUUAAGAAUCUCUGGUCAAGAGAAAAAAAGAGUAUUGAACCAAUUAGCAGGGGAUGUGGUUUUUACAACAGUACAGUUCUACCACACUAUAUAGUUUACAAACAUUUAUAAUCCAUUCUCCACUGCAGCCUUUAAGAAGGCAAAAACUCGUCUCCCAUGUUACAGUUGAGAAAAUACCCAGAGCCAGAGGAAUGGAGCUUUCCUGGAUCCUGGGCCAUUUUCUGUCUGCCUCUAGUCAAAAACUGGACCAAAUGGAAAGUACUGUGGCAUUUUGAUAAUUACCUGGUAGUUGUAGCAUCUUCGCCCCCCCUCCCCCAACCUGCUUUUCUUUACUUUGGUGGUUUGUUUUUGGUUUCCUGGAACCUUUGGUAACAUCUCUAAGCCUUUGCUUUGUUUUGCCUUGUUGAAACCAAAGCUUCAAAGACAAGAUUAUUGACUGUUGAUUGGUUUGAAGCUUUCAUGAGACCCUCUGACCUGUUUUCCAGCACAUAGACAUUGUAAAACAAUCUUUUAUUACUACAACUUUGGGUUUGUUUCAUUGAAAUUAAUUUGUUGCCGUUGAAAGAGCAUUACACUGGGAUCUAGUCCACUCGGUAUAAUGUCAGGCAGAUAGAUUAUUUUCUCUCCUCACUCAGGGAGUCUCCUCUGGGGAUUGGGUGCGGAUAAAUAGGAAUGACCCAACUUUUUAAACGUUUACCCCUUCCUGUCUGCCUAACUAAGAAGGUAACUCUCUUAUUAUCUCCCGCCUCCACCCCAUCAGAGUCAGGAGUGGGCCAUUGUGUGUGUUAUGACCCUCACGUGUGCUGCGGUUGAAAAAGGUUGAGUGCUGUUCUCCCAAAGCCCCCUCCUAGCUCUUCUAGCUUUUCUUAGUGAAAGCUCAUCGAGCCCAAGUUACACAAAGGCCAGGGUAAGAGCUGCAAAUAUGAACUUCCCAGUGUGUAUUGGGGGUAGAGGUCACCUGGUACUCUGAAGGCCACUGGAGGUAUCAGUGCACGUGAUUUCUUAGCUAUUGGUCAAGAAUCACUGUUUUAGUCCCUUUUUCUCACAGAGAAAGGAGGCCUAUAAUUUGGAGGCCUUCCCCUGUGCAGUACAAAUUCCAUCCCUCCUUGCCUGCUGUCAGUACACUACUGUUGAUAACAUGCAAGAAAUUGUCAUAGUUAGCGAGGCUGUAAGCUACUCGGGGACAAGAGGUAGCUCUAAUGCUACUCAUUGUGUCACCGGCCACAGUACCUGGUUCAUAGCAGCCGUUCAAUCCAUUAAUACCCAGCGGAUGACUGAAUAAACAGAUGAAUUUGAGGAGAAUAAAUACCUACAGCCAAAAAGCUGUUCUGUUGACUUUAGCAUUUCCCAGUUGCUAAGUACAGAAACAAAGAGCUGAGGGAAGUUCCUGGAAAUCUUUUUAGAUAGUGAGAAGUGAAUGGUUAAGAAACCUGGGAUUUCAUUGGGACCACCCACUUAAAUUUUAACUCUCUAUGGCAAAAUAAACCCGGUAGUACCCUCUCUGAAUGAGAAUUAUGCUGAAAUAAUUUGAAGUUUAAUCAGAAUGUGUGGGUAAUGAUCCAUUCUAUUACUUAUUUUCUCAUCUGCCUUUGCUUGGUUCCCUUGUUGGAAAGCUCUUUAACAUGAGCCCACUUUCCUGCCCAAGUAAACUUUGGUGAAAAUUUUGUUACGAUUUCAUAUUUUACAGGGUCUCAGGAUUUAUUGCAAACAAAUACAUGGUGUAUUAUGGAUAUGCUAAUAGAAGACUGAGGAGACCGAGAUGAAACUUGCACUCACCCCGAGUGGCUUACAAGUAGGUAGCGUAGAUGAUAACCCACAUGGUUUGAUGCGAGAAGACUCCUUUUUCCAGAAGUAGCUCCCCUCGGGAUUGUUCUGGUGCUUGAAAUCCCACCAUUUAGACUCUUUGGAUUAAGGAAUUCCCUGUGUUCAAGGGUCCCCUUUCAAAAGGUGAAAUACUCAAAAAAGAGCUCGUUCAUUAUCAAUCCAAAUGACAUCACCGGAUGAUAAAAGAUCAUGGUCACGAGACAAGAACAGGUCACACAACAACUGCUUUUUAAAAUGGGACCAAGGGAGGGGGGCUGGAGGGCCCAGUCCGUUGAGUGUCCAACUCUUGAUUUCGGCUCAGGUCAUGAGCUCAGGAUCCUGACACUGAGCCCCACAUCCAGGCUCUGUGCUCAGCGGGGAGUCUGCUUGGAGAUUCUUUCCCUCUGCCCCUUCCCCCCACUCGUGUGCAAUCUCUCUCUCAAAUAAAUAGAUAAAAUCUGUAAAAAAUAAAGCGGUUGCAAGGGUAGAGGUAGGUCCUGAGCAAUGAAUUAUGCCUGAGGGAUGCACAGCUGAGUGGGUCACUGAGCUAGUAGGUGCAUGAGAAUCCUGGGUGUUUAGAAACUAAGACGCCGGAUGGCCAGGAGGGGCACUGAAAGGAGAGAUCCAAAGAUACCGCUUCAGAUUAACCUCGCCUACUUCCCAGCCUUGCCCAGCUAAGGUUUCUUCAUGGGCAACAUGUACUCUAUAUUUUUAAAUCUGGACUUUCCCUUCCAUUCCUGUUUGAUUUCAGCUUAGCUUCCGGGCUAUCGAGAUCGUUUUGAGUCCUACAACAUAGUAAUCAUUCUCCCCAGGAGGAAGGCAUUCACACAUUUGUUAAGUGUCCCUUCUGUGUUUUUAUCCAAGUCACUAGUUCUUAAUCUUGGAUUCAGGGAGUCUGUAAUUUACCUAAAACAGUACAUGACACUUUGUGUAUAUAAGCGUUUUUCUUAUGGAGGGGGGCCUGAGUUUUCAACAGAUUUUCAAGGUGAUCCAUGACCUCAAAAAAAGUUGAGAACCACUAAAUCCAACUAUUCAUCAGUAUUUUGACCAGAACAACGCUAAUCAGGACAGAGUUCUGUAGGAUCACCAAGAGUGACUUCCUUCCUGCUCAGUGCUGAUCCAUCAGAAAUUUGGGGGUACAGCUAUUGAGUAUUAUAUAUUAGUCUUUCUUGUGAUUCGCCUCUAUUAUAAAAGUGGAAGAGAAAAGUGAAUUCCAGCUACUUUGGUGUUCUGGUAAUUGAGAUUUUUACACUGCUGGUGUUUAGUUUUUAAACUUUAAAUAUUAGAUCACUCUCAAAACCUUCAUCAUUUUGCUUACUGGACCCAUCAGACAAUGUGUAUCAUAAUACUGUAUUUAAUGUGAAUGGAAUUAUAGAUGCUCCAAAAAAUCCCUACAAUUGGCUGAAAAUCGACACAUUAAAGAAAAUACCUAAGUAAAAGCUUGUUAUUUCUCUCCAUGGCUCCAGACAAGUGUAAAUGUUAAGUUCAGUCUACCUUAAAACCAAUGAAGGCUCUACCUCAAUUAGUGUAUAGGUAUGUUCUCUAUAUAAGGGCUUCGCAGCUUAAGAAAAUGCCCUACAUGAAAAUCGGGAUGUGAUAAGUUAGAGAUUCAUUACUUCAUUUAAAAAAGAUUCACCUUGAAAUCAGACACAAAACAAGGACAGACUGUAUGAUCGCAUUUAUACAUAGUCCAAGAAAAGGCAAAGCUAAUCUCUAAUGACAGAAAGCAAAUCAGUGGUUGCCUAGGGCGGGAGUGACGGUGGGAUUGCACAGAGGGGCAUAGGAAACACUU